GCUGCGCUCGCCCCCUCCCCCGCCCGGGCUGUGGCGCGCGCGCUCGUUUGCUCGCUCUCCCUUCAUUUUUUUCUCCCCUCCCUCCCAGCCUCUCUCUCUCUCUCCCUCUCUCUGUCUCUGUCUCUCUGUCUUCCCCUCUCUCUCUUCCCCUCGAGCUCCUGGCUGCCCGCGGCUCCCUCGCGCACUCCCUCUCUCUCCGGUAGGCUCCACCAAGCGAUGCUAGCUCUGGGAGACAGCGACACCGCCUCCCGCUAGAGACCUGCCCCUCGGCCCGGCCCCUUGCCCAGCCCUGCCCAGCGCGCGGAGGUCGGCGAAGGCGCCGCGGACGCACCGACGGCUGAGCACCCGCGAUGCACAUGCACUAGCAGCACCCCCUAACUCACUCCCUCCACACUCUGCGCCGCCGCCGCCUCCUCCACCUCCUCCGGCAGCAGCGGCAGAAGGACCCACCCUGCCCCCCACCCCACCCUCCGCCGGCUCCGGCUGCAGCUCCUGCCUCGACUAUUAUUUUAUUUAUUUUGGGUCGUGCACAAGCCUCAGUGCCUGCAGCCCGCGCUUCCUCGGACCGCGGGCGCCUCCUCCCUCGGCUCCGGAACCCCAGACCCCGGCCACCCUCGCCUCGACACCCCCAGAGCCCCGCCAGCUGCCGCGAGUCUCCGCGGCUGGAAUCUUGUCAGCGGCUCUCUUUUUGGGGGGGGUUCUGGUUUCCCGACAUUUUUGUUUUCAGCCAACGGGAGGCUAUCGUGAUUUUUUUCCCCUUUGAGCCCAGGCUCUGCUCUCUGGGGGGGGUGGGGGGCGCGCCAAGCCGGGGAGCCGUGCCAGCCGAGUCGUGCGGGCUGUGGCAGGGAAGGGGCCACCAUGGGAUGUACUCUGAGCGCAGAGGAGCGAGCCGCUCUCGAGCGGAGCAAGGCGAUUGAGAAAAACCUCAAAGAGGAUGGCAUCAGCGCCGCCAAAGAUGUGAAAUUACUCCUGCUGGGGGCUGGAGAAUCAGGAAAAAGCACCAUUGUGAAGCAGAUGAAGAUCAUCCAUGAAGAUGGCUUCUCUGGAGAAGACGUGAAACAGUAUAAGCCUGUUGUCUACAGCAACACCAUCCAGUCCCUGGCAGCCAUCGUCCGGGCCAUGGACACUUUGGGCAUCGAAUAUGGUGACAAGGAGAGAAAGGCCGAUGCCAAGAUGGUGUGCGACGUGGUAAGUCGGAUGGAAGACACGGAGCCCUUCUCCCCAGAGCUGCUGUCCGCCAUGAUGCGACUCUGGGGCGACUCCGGGAUCCAGGAGUGCUUCAACAGAUCCCGGGAGUAUCAGCUCAACGACUCUGCCAAAUACUACCUGGACAGCCUGGAUCGGAUCGGGGCAGCCGACUACCAGCCCACCGAGCAAGACAUCCUCCGAACCAGGGUCAAAACCACCGGCAUCGUAGAAACCCACUUCACGUUCAAGAACCUCCACUUCAGGCUGUUCGACGUCGGGGGCCAACGAUCUGAACGCAAAAAGUGGAUCCACUGCUUCGAGGACGUCACGGCCAUCAUCUUCUGCGUCGCGCUCAGCGGCUAUGACCAGGUGCUCCACGAAGACGAGACCACGAACCGCAUGCACGAAUCCCUGAAGCUCUUCGACAGUAUCUGCAACAACAAGUGGUUCACAGACACGUCCAUCAUCCUCUUUCUUAACAAGAAGGACAUCUUUGAAGAAAAGAUCAAGAAGUCCCCGCUAACCAUCUGCUUUCCUGAGUACACAGGCCCCAAUGCCUUCACGGAAGCCGUGGCUUAUAUCCAGGCCCAGUACGAGAGCAAGAACAAGUCAGCCCACAAGGAGAUCUACACCCACGUCACCUGUGCCACCGACACCAACAACAUCCAGUUUGUCUUUGACGCCGUGACGGACGUCAUCAUCGCCAAAAACCUUCGGGGCUGUGGCCUCUACUGAGCCUUGGCCUCGCCGCCCAGCCGCCCACUGCCCUCCCCAGCCUGCUGCCCGCCCCCCAGCCCUGGAACCAGAGCUCCACCACUUCCUGGACCACUUUCUGCACUUGACAAAGAAGCACCAGCGUCUGGCACCGAGAGGGGAGGAGGAAGCACCCUCACGGCCGCCCCAGCCCCAGACAUCAGAACACGUGGUAACGGGGCUGGCGGGGAGCCAAGUGCCCGCGCCACGCCUAGUUGGGCGGCUCAUGUCUGCGCGCUGUUCACUGACCUCUGCUUCAUCUCUGAGUGUUUUCCCCACCAGGGAGAGGGGUGUAGGGACCAAGGCCGCCGUUGAGCCCAGAAUGGGCAUGCUCGACACUUAGUGACUUGUGCUCAGAGUCCCAGGGUCUUCUCCUGUCUUUUGAGAUUGUGCAGGUGGUGGGGGUGGCCCUGGGACAAGGUGCUGGCAGGGGUGGGGCAGUGGGAGCCACUGCUCGGCUCUUCUGGGGGUCUCUCUGGUGGAGGGCAGCUCUGUCACCAAAAGCCAGGGUGGGGCCAGGCCAGCUAUGUGUGGGUCUGGGGGCUCCGUCCUUGACAAGUGCCUCCUUCCUCCUCCCCUGGGACCUCGGCCCCUUGACACAAGCCCUUCCUUCUCUGGGCCUUCUUUCCUUCAUACCCUUGGGGCUCCCCAGUGCCCUCCUGGGGAACCUCCAUCCCUGACUCCUCAUAGGUCUGGAAAUGUUUCUGAGACUGACUUCUGGCAAAAGCACGUGGCAGAUGGUAGGAGGGGUCGAGUCCUGUGGUGCCUGGACAAAGGUGGAGGAGGUAGAAGGCAAUGGGGGAGCGGACAGGAGAUGGAGGGGAAGUGGCUCUUGUGUUGACUAGGAUGGGGGCCUUGCGCCCAGUCUUUGCAGGCCCAAGGGUGACCGUCUACUUCUCCCAUCACCCAGGUCCCAGGUGGCCACUCAGGAGUGUGAGAUGUGCUUUUCCUUCUUGAGUUCACAGUGAAUCCAGUGCAGACCAGCAGGGACAGGCAGGAAGCCUUUGGAUUGCAGGUUCUCUAGUCAGGGAUGCCCAGGAGAGGUGUGGACACCGCCCCUGUAGCCAAUGUCCCAGCUUCCUUCUGUCUUGGUGAAGAAAUCAUAGUUUAUCCACAGCCCUUGGGGUCCUGCCAGCCCUUGGGGGCAGAGGAGGGCAGAUGGAUGGGCCCAGCACCCUGGAGUGUGUGUUGUGAGGGGCACAGGCUCAAACACGUGCUCAGCCCCUCCUCUGGACAGACUCGUCAGACCCCUUAGAGGGGCUUUGCUGCGGCGAUCCCUGAGCAGAAAGGGGUUGGGUAACUCCUCCUGGUGCCCAGGCCCUGACUGGCCUCGGGCAAUGAACGUAUCUCUUUCUCACCCCUCGGCGCAUCCAGUUGGCUGAGGCCACCAGCCAACAGCCCAGCAGACCCUGUAUGCUUGGAUGGCAGGCUUUGCCUGGGUUGCCACAUGCGCCCACAGGAGGAGAGGAGCUGCCCCUUGAGAGGCCUCUGGCUCCCUCCUCACACCCUCUGCUCCUCCAACCUCCACUCUGGGCUCUGUUCCGUCCUGGACCAGGCAGGAACCCUGGACUCCCAGCACAGCCCCUGACGGCCCCACGGCCAAAGGAGCCCAGGCCAGCAGCUCGGGCUUCUUGUUUCUAACGGACACAGAGCUCUGGGUGCUUGGGAGACCCAGGGCACAUUCCCUAGUGCCAAAUGCCCGCAGGGAUGGGCACUCCUGGGGCGAGUCCGAUCCCCCACCUGGCUCGCUUGCUGCUGCCCCUGGCCUUGUGGGAAAUCACAAGGCAGCCUGCCUGCAGGAGCCCUGCCGCCAGCCCAGUCCACUUCAGGUUUGUCUGCCUCGUGUGUGCUGCACCUCAUACCAGGUGCUGGGUUGUGGCAGAGGACAGGCCCUGGAGACAGCAGCCUCAGUGUCCUGCACGGGCAGCCCAGGCCAAUCAGCUCAUCUUGCUCAACAAUGAAGACAUAGCCGUUUUUUCCUGGCACCACCACCCUGGGUGUGGCCAGCUCUGCCCUGUGACCCCAGAUUCAAAAGCAGCUGACAAGAAGGGGAUGCUGGCCAAGCCCCACCUCUAAUGCCUUUGCCCUGGAGGUGGGAGUCCCUGGCUCUCCAGGCCCAGGGCUCUCCAUCGCCCAGCUUAGUCCCUCAAACCACAGUGACUAGGGUGACAGGCAGGUGAGAGGACCCCAGGUCCCAGCCACCCCCCACCAUCUGCAGCAUUAGGGGGCUGGGAGUGGGCUGCUUGGGUCUCCCUGCCCUUGUGUCCCCUGUGCUGCCUUUUCUCUUUCGGAUGCUCUGCCCUGCUCCGUUUCUUGCUCUGUCUCACCCUCCGACCCUGGCCUGCCCAGGGCGUCCUUGGCCAUGUGGUAGAAGCCCCCAGUGAGCAGGUGUCCGGGGCGAAAUUCCCUCCCUGUCCGCCAUGUCUCCCGUCCACGUCGUCGCUGGUGGCUUCGCUGCAGGGAGGGAUGGCUGAGGGGACAAAUGAGUUCUGGCUCCGUCGUGGAUGUGGAUGUGGGAGAGAUGUUACGAGUGACCAGACAUUGGUGAGUCUCUCAUUCCACAGUGGCCCAGUAUGUGCCCCACAGGGGCCGUGCUUAAAUUCUCUAAAUCAAGCCAAGGAGAAACUGAUUUCUAUCAGGGGCGCCGUUGCCAAGCCCGUGACAAUUGUGCCUGCCAUCUAGGUGCCUGUGGGCAGGUUCUGUGCCCUCACAAGAGCCAGGUAUUGGCCUUCGCACCACGAACUGAGAGAGGACCCGGCCUGACUGGAGGGGACAGUGCCCGAGGCCCAGGGAAGGGCUCUGGCCUGAGGAGGGUGUAGGGUCUGCCCCAGCCCUGUGCAGACAGCCCAGGCUGGGGCCUCUGGCCAACAGUUUUGACAUUCUGUUCCAUGGCCACCUCCCAUAGAGCCCAGGAUGCCUGGUGCCCUGUCUCUGUCCCUCCCCUCUAGCCCUAGCAGAGCUUGAGGGCCCAUGGCCACAUGCUUCUACCAUGGGGCAGUGGGCAGAGCCCAGGCAGAAGACCACCACCAUGUAUGCUACCAGGAGGCAGCUCUGCCUCCCAGCCUCUCCCCCAAGUCCAGCUCCACACCCCACUGAGGGGACCUGGAGGCAGCCAUGCCCUCCACAACUGCACUGGACAUCAGUGAGCCUCCCCGGGGCCAGCCAGCAGCCACAAGUGCCCUCCCUACCCAGAGCCCCCAUAACCAGGCUGUCCUUAAA
Camelus dromedarius (Arabian camel) is the source of this 5160-nucleotide messenger RNA. It is a transcript of the gene GNAO1, whose product is annotated as G protein subunit alpha o1. The transcript is spliced from 8 exons. The record is from RefSeq and is a predicted model, not a curated record. Gene Ontology annotation, biological process: G protein-coupled dopamine receptor signaling pathway; adenylate cyclase-modulating G protein-coupled receptor signaling pathway. The coding region runs from base 859 to 1923 and encodes 354 amino acids. Gene Ontology annotation, molecular function: corticotropin-releasing hormone receptor 1 binding; G protein-coupled serotonin receptor binding; GTP binding. Gene Ontology annotation, cellular component: heterotrimeric G-protein complex. Lineage: Eukaryota; Metazoa; Chordata; Mammalia; Artiodactyla; Camelidae.